AUGAAAGGAUGGAACUAUCAACACAAAGAACUUGGUUCAUUUUAUCAUCACAAAGAUGAAAUAACCAUAUAUCAAGGAUGUCUGAUGUGGGGGCUGAGAGUCAUUAUUCCAAACAAACUUCACAACUAUGUGUUAGAAGAACUGCACAGUGGUCAUCAAGGUAUUGUAAAAAUGAAAGCACUCGCUCGAAGCUACGUUUGGUGGCCAGGUAUCGACAAGGACAUUGAACAAAUCACAAAAAAAUGCCCUGGCUGCCAGCAGAAUCAACCAAUGCCUAAAGUUGCACCACUACAUCCUUGGGAAUGGCCUACAUCACCAUGGCAACGUAUCCAUGUUGACUAUGCAGGUCCGUUUCAAGGUCAAAUGUUCUUG
Messenger RNA from Saccoglossus kowalevskii, 372 nucleotides. RefSeq lists its product as uncharacterized. NCBI's taxonomy places the organism in Eukaryota, Metazoa, Hemichordata, Enteropneusta, Harrimaniidae. The record is from RefSeq and is a predicted model, not a curated record.